GGGGGAUCUAUAUAACCGGAAGUAGCUUGAUUGGCGCUGCCAUCAAAGCUCCUCGCAUUACCUCCAAAAAUCUCAUCAGUGUAAUUUUUUGUGAGGCAGUUGCUAUAUAUGGUGUCAUUGUGGCUAUCAUAUUCCAAACAAAGCUUGAGAGUGUCCCUGCCUCCCAGAUCCAUGCACCAGAGUCCAUUGCAGCUGGCUAUGCAAUUUUCGCUUCAGGGAUAAUUGUUGGGUUUGCCAAUCUUGUGUGCGGGAUAUGCGUUGGAGUGAUUGGAAGCAGUUGUGCUUUAUCUGAUGCACAAAACUCUACACUUUUUGUUAAGAUUCUGGUGAUUGAGAUAUUCGGUAGUGCAUUGGGGCUCUUUGGAGUUAUAGUAGGAAUAAUCAUGUCGGCUCAAGCAACUUGGCCAUCCAAGGCUUAAUGUGCACAAGCAAGAAAUACUAAACCAGACA
Cuscuta epithymum is the source of this 450-nucleotide messenger RNA. The record is from the annotation of a GenBank genome assembly. NCBI's taxonomy places the organism in Eukaryota, Viridiplantae, Streptophyta, Magnoliopsida, Solanales, Convolvulaceae.